Molecule: messenger RNA, 4008 nt
Organism: Stylophora pistillata
Lineage: Eukaryota; Metazoa; Cnidaria; Anthozoa; Scleractinia; Pocilloporidae
Source: RefSeq, a predicted model, not a curated record
CACCGUUUCUUAAAAGCUUAGAAUUUCUUACCUCCGUCAGUUUGAGUGAUAAAAAAGGUGUAAAACGCUUCUUUGAUAAGGGUUCCAACCCUGUAUAUAAACGCUCCCCAACGUUCCCCAGUUCAUCUUUAGAUAUAACCGUUUGAACAUGGUUAACUUUUAGGUAAAUAUGGCGACCAAGAGGCCUGUUGUUGUUGAGGGGAAUACGCCAGGGAAGCCGGAAACUAAGCGCCCUUCGACCACAACUUCCACUGAAAGGUCAUCGCGAAAAACCCUGAUUUCAGAAGGAUGCAUCUUAAACAGGGCAGUAGAAAAAAGAGAAUGGUCUGAAGCAGAAAACUCCUCUUUAGUUCAAUAUAUUUGUCUGUUUUGGGAUGAUGCGGUUUCUGACAAGUGGCCGAUGCAUAGGGACUCUGAGUUUUGGGAUGCGUGUGCUAAUGCAGUGAAUAAAGCGUGUAAUUCUUCAAGGACGGGUUCUUCUUGUAGAACAAGGGUUACAAAACAUCUUUCAAGAAAGUUCAAGUCAUUAUCAGAGGCAGAGGAGGCACUUGAAGUGGAUUAUUUCAACAGCACGUUUGAUUUUAGUGAAGACCACAAGAGCACUCCUCAGAAAUCUCGAGAUACUACUCUAGAUGAACCCCUUUCACCAAUAUUCAGUUGCUCCCCAUCAAAGGAUGCAAGGCCAAUGGCAAGCAAUGUUGGAGAGUUGAUUAAGGAUUUUAUAGCAUGUUUCAAAUCUGCAAUUUCUCAGAGAUUGCAAACACAGAUUAUUUCUUAUUUUCUCAAGGUGACCAUUAUCCAGAGUGUUGGAGAGGACUUUUAUAAAUAUGUCAAUGCAGAUUUCCUCCCAUCAAGUUUGAGUGCCAUGAAAACAUUGUUCACUAACAAUAAACACAACUUGAUUUACUAUCUUAGUAAAUGUUUUCAAGAUUCAAAUCCACGAAUGCCAAUUAACAGAAUGCCCUAUGGUUUGUUAGAUUAAAACAUCCGAUUCUUUGCUAAGGGUAGUACGCAGAACCUUGGCAUUGAAGACCACCAUGCUUCAUGGCUGGAAACAAUGUUUUUGCAUUUUGGCCACAAGUGGCUGUGCCUUCAUAGGGGACCAGCUUGGCAAUGUGAUGUGGACACUCACAGUACCAUUGAGAGUCCCUUGCAGGAUAAUGAGUGCAGUACCAGUUCUGUAGGUACAUUGGAUGAAGAGGACAUCAUCCAAAUUGCUCUGCAAGAGUCGUCAUUGUCAGUAGAUGACCUAAACCUCUCAAAUGAAAUGUCAGAAGAUUCCUGUUGCAGUACUGAAGGUCAGGAACCUGAAGAUGAGGUACAUGUUCUGCAUUUGUGGACUCAUGUUUCUCAGUCAACAACAGGAGAUAGAGUUGGGUGUAGUUGCCCCUCAAGAAAUGGAAAAGUUUCAUCGGAUCCAACCCACAAUGAGUAGUGGACAGCAAAAUCCUGGAAUGUACAAUCCAUUGAAGGUGGAAGCACUUAAGAAGGCCAAAGAAUGUAAUCCACAGGGAAGGUGGUGGAUAAAAGCCGAGGCAUGUGACGUGAGAAAGGGCUUGAGAGAAAGUGUGCGUGGAAUCUGGGCUGGUGAUGAGGAUAUGGGGGAUGGGUCAUUGCAAGCAUUGUAUGCUGAGUACAUAAGAAGAUGUUCCUUUGUGAAGAAAGUGGGUACAUCUGGCAGGUCGGGGUUGAUUGUGAGAGAUGUGGAAAGGUUGCAGACAGAGAUGGAGGAGGACUUGGAAUUUUUAACAUCAGGGGCAGAGGCUGCUAAUGGAUUGUACAGUAAGGCAGUGGAAGGUUCACGGUCAUCAGACCGAACGAUGAUGGAAUUAGCUUGGACUGUUGUGGGUUUUGAAGAACUAAUUAAAAAAGUUAGAACUUUUCAAGUUCAGUUGAGUGUUUUUAGGCAAAUGGACAAUGACAGUGCAUUCACAGAUUUAACAUCACUGAAGUGGAACAUGUUAAGCUAUCUCAAGGAUCUGUUCACCAAAAAGGGUACUGCUACCAGCCAUAUUUUGGUAUUCAUGAUUGCUGAUGAAUUGCGUAAUCGAAAACCAUAUGCAAUUCCAGUGAAAUUUAUGCCAUACAAGUCCCUUACAGACUCUAAACUGAGAGAAAUGGAACUUCAGGUGGAGGAAGCUAUGAGAAAUGCUGGCAUGACCAUUGUGGGUUUUACAACUGAUGGGAAAUUUAAUUCCCUUCGAACUGCUGGACAUUUACGACCAAUUUCUGUGCUAGAGAUAAUUAAAAUGUCAAGAAAUGAAGCACGACACAUGAGUCCCAAUAGCAUUGCUCGCUUCUUUCAACUGAAUAGACAAGGAAACCCAUUAGGUCAACAUGCAGCUGUUUCUGUAGAGGAUGUCAUGUGGAUGCAUUCGCUCAUGUCACACGACUCAGUUCCAUUUGAGAGAGCCUUAUUUAUCCUGAGAAGAAAGCUGUUUCCCUUUAUGCAUGAUCCACACCCUUGGAUUAGAGACAAGCCAGAAGAAUCAGAAGAUGUGAUGAAAUCAAUAAUGGCCAUUUACUUGUACAGAAGAAAAAUUGAAGAUCUCAAACAUCACCUUAGUGAUCCUGCAAACUUUUUGGACUACCUGUAGCAACCAGAGAAAGGUGCUAAUGGUGAACGAAUCCACCACCGUGAAGACCAUAACCACCUUCUCAAACGCAUAGUGUCUCGUCUUCGUGAAGGCCUUAUUCUGGACAUUGAUUUAAGAUACCUUAGAGAUGCUCUGCAUGACCCUGCUACUGGUUUGACAUAUGAGGCGCUUACUGGGAAGAACAAGCAGUCAGUACCUGACUGUGAGCGGCUCAUUGGUCCCGGAGUCAUUUCAUUCCUUGAACGAAAAGGUCACAUAGGUGGAGCCAGCAUUAUCAGACGGAUCCACAACUGGCACAAAGCCUUUGAUGGGAGAGGACUUACCAAAGAACAGCGCUCGACUUAUUGUAGAGACAUGAAAGAGUGGUUGCUAUCAGAUUGGAUGCCAUGGUACAGUUCUCAACCUAACUUUAGCACUAUUGAUGUGAACAGGCCUAUAAAAGGGAUCUGUGGCUUUACUCAAGAAACUAUUGUAGGCCUGGUGGCAAACUUGGAGAGUAGAGAGUUACGACGUGUGGAAUACCAGAAGAGAGGGCUCCCCCCUGAACACCUGAGAGCAUCAGCAACUGAUGACGUUGAAGGAAUCAUAGCCCUAAAACAUGAAAUGCUUGGAGACAUUUUUGACGUUAAGCAAUUUCUGGAUGCACAGCCGAAAAUUCUGAGUGAAUUCAAGAAACGAAUAGACCCGGAUCUGGAAUUUUUUUACUGGUCAGGGGCUAAUGAACGGUACAGAGACUUUGAACUUCCUUCCUUUAAUGAACCAUCGGGAGAAGGGAUCACAGAGAGACUUGAUCAAAUCCGUUUGUCACGAAGGGGAGAUCCAGGAGUCUUUGUUGCUAACAGAGCUUCCUUACCCCAGAGGGGUCAAUUAACUGUCAGAGCCCAUUUUCAUAGAACCCCUGUAGAGUUGCCUCCACCUCAGCUGGAAGGACAAUAGUUAUUGCAGUCGGUCUCAGUUGUUCAAAGAUGGGCAAGAUUUGCAUUCAGAAUUGAAAGCUUAAAAAGCAUGCCAGGUUUAACUCCUUUUGUUUACAAGUUGAUGAUUGGACGCUCUACAAAUAAUCAUGUAAAAUAAAUGAGAAUAUCUUUUUUAAGACAAAUAAAAGGAAAGCCGAGUUUAAAUUAACCUCAGGGUACGCGCUAAUCAGCCUAUGAACAACUGGGACCUUUUGUAUUUCAAUAUACAUCACAACUUUGGGUUUACGUUACAUGCCCAUAUUUUCUUGGGCCACUAAUGGCUGGUGGGCAUCUGGUCAGUGCUUGUUGUGCUUAGUUUUAUUAUUUCAUAUUUUGGUAAGUAUUUAUAUUUGAAUUUUCUUAAUUAUGCAUAUAAAUAUGCUGUUGUACCCUGGCUUGAAUUGAGUAUAACAUGUAAGUGUUAAAAUAUUUUUUAUUAAAUGUCAUAAAUUACA